AUGGCAACCCAAAUGGUAGAUAUAGAGGCUCAAUCAUCAGCUCAAACCUCAUCCCCUCCAUCAAUCUUCAACAAAGUCGAUCAUCCGGUUACACUAAAGUUUCAAGAAGUGGUUUACACCAUCAAAAACAAGAAACAAGGAUGGAUAAAAAGAAAGAAAAACCACGAGCCUACAGAGAAACAUAUACUCAAAGGAAUAACCGGCAUGGUGUUGCCCGGAGAAAUGUUAGCCAUGUUAGGGCCAUCCGGAUGUGGAAAAACUACCCUUUUAACCGCAUUAGGUGGCCGCCUAGGUGGCAAGCUAGACGGGACCAUCACCUACAAUGGCAAACCGUUUUCAAGUAUCAUGAAGCGGUACACCGGUUUUGUCACUCAAGAUGACAUUCUAUAUCCUCAUUUAACAGUCACCGAAACCCUUGUUUUCAUUGCCUUACUCCGCUUGCCUAAAAAGCUCACAACUCAAGAAAAGAUCACGCAUGCGGAAGCGGUGAUCGACCAACUUAGGUUAACAAGAUGCAAGAAUAUUAUCAUCGGUGGGCCGAAUUUAAGAGGGGUGUCGGGUGGAGAGAGAAAAAGAGUUAGUAUCGGGCAAGAAAUGCUUAUAAACCCUAGUUUGUUGUUCUUGGAUGAGCCAACAUCUGGGCUUGAUUCAACAACUGCUCAAAGGAUUGCUUUGACUUUAUGGGAGUUAGCAAGAGGCGGAAGAACAAUUGUUAUGACGAUUCAUCAACCUUCAAGUAGGCUUUUUUACAUGUUUCAUAAGGUGUUGUUGUUAUCGGAAGGGAAUUCGUUGUUUUUUGGUAAAGGAUCGGAAGUUAUGGAUUAUUUUAACAGUAUUGGAUUUUCGCCAUCGGUCGCCAUGAAUCCUUCCGACUUUUUGCUAGAUCUUGCAAAUGGUACCUCUUCAGCGAAGGGGAAGGAGCUGGCGCGGUAGCGGCACAUCAUACGCACACUCUUUGUUUUCCACACUAUGAGUUAUUCUGGGAUUUGUACUCUAACAUUAUUAUGUUUUUACGAUUCGGUUUUCAGAUACGAGACAUGAUUUUAUUAAAUGAUAUGAUCGAUUGAUAUUUUGA
Lactuca sativa (garden lettuce) is the source of this 1075-nucleotide messenger RNA. RefSeq names its product ABC transporter G family member 9. Gene Ontology annotation, molecular function: ABC-type transporter activity; ATP binding; ATP hydrolysis activity. Gene Ontology annotation, cellular component: plasma membrane. The record is from RefSeq and is a predicted model, not a curated record. NCBI's taxonomy places the organism in Eukaryota, Viridiplantae, Streptophyta, Magnoliopsida, Asterales, Asteraceae. Gene Ontology annotation, biological process: transmembrane transport.